Messenger RNA from Racocetra persica, 131 nucleotides. The record is from the annotation of a GenBank genome assembly. NCBI's taxonomy places the organism in Eukaryota, Fungi, Glomeromycota, Glomeromycetes, Diversisporales, Gigasporaceae.
AGUCAUUGUUAGAAUCAUCAUUAGAAUUAUUGUUAGAGUUGUCAUUAGAAUUUUUGUUAAAGUAUUGUUGGUAUUGUUGUUGUAUUGUUGUUAGAAUCUUUAUUGAAAUUGUUAUUGGAGCUGUUAUUGAA